Molecule: messenger RNA, 1500 nt
Organism: Paramecium tetraurelia
Lineage: Eukaryota; Ciliophora; Oligohymenophorea; Peniculida; Parameciidae
Exons: 3
Source: RefSeq, a predicted model, not a curated record
AUGAAAGUCGUGUUGCUGGCAAUUUUCUUGUUGCUCGUAUUGGCUGGAGAAGAUUAUUACCAAUUGCUAGGAUUGAAGAAGGGGGCAAGUGACGCUGAAAUCAAGAAGGCUUUCAAGAAAUAGUCUCUCAAGUACCACCCAGACAAAAAUAAGGGAAAUGAGGAGAAGGCUCAGAAAUAAUUCUAAAAAAUAGUGAAUGCCUAUGAGACCUUAAAAGACUCAGAGAAAAGAAAGAUUUACGAUUAAUAUGGUGAAGAGGGUGUAAACAAGCAUGAACAACAAUAACAAUAAGGUGGUGGAGGAGGAUUCCAAAAUUUCGGAGGUGGAUUUGAUGAGAUGUUCUCACAAUUCUUUAGAGGAGGCAGUGGUGGUGGUGGGGGUCACCAGUAAUUCCAUUUUAAUUUUGGAGGAUCAGGAUUUGGAAAUCAAGGUGGCGGUGGAUUUGGUAAUCAAGAGGAGGAAGUUCAAAGGAAGAAGGACAAUUUGUUUGAGAAUACAGAUGUGUAUACUCUUGAUAUGAGUAAUCUCUCUCGAUUUUACAGAAGAGAAGAGGUUUGGGUAAUAUAUUUCUAUUUGCCCAAUGGGGAAGGAUAGAAGCACAAAAAACUAAUCAUUGAAUUGGCUGAGAAAUAUGCUGGCAUCUUUAGAGUCGCAGCUGUUGAUUGUGAAGAUGAUGAAGCAUUGUGUGAAGAUGAAUUCUCUGUGAAACGGUAUCCUUCUGUUUCCAUUUAUGCAUCUCGUCUCUCUGCUGAACCUAUUAAGUACAAAGGGAAGUGGGAAAUAAAUGAGUUGGCAAAGGAGGCUGUUGAUUUGAUGGAGGAUUUUGUCAUCAUCUUGAGCGGAUUCAAUUUCUAGGAGUAUAUUGAAAAGUCAAAACCUAAGGUUAUUCUAUUUACCAAUAAAAAAUCAACUCCUCCUUUGUUCAAGGCUCUUUCAAAAGAAUUCAAGGGGAAAUUGGAAUUUGCAAUGAUUCGAUAAUCUGAAAGACAAUUAUCUUCAAUUUUCAAGAUUACAGAAUUCCCAAGUUUGAUUGUUGCCAAGAAUGAUCAAGAUUUCAAGGUGUUUGAAUCAGAAUUCAAGAAAGAUAAUAUUGUUAAAUUCCUUAGAUAAUUUGCCUAUGGACAAAGGAAGGAAGUCUAAGUGAAGGAGAUUCAGAAAUUGAAUGGAUAAAAUUAUGAAUAAUGUAUAGUAAAAGGAAACGGGUUAUGUUUCUUAUUGUUGAUACAAAAUGAAUUAGAUUUAGAGUUGGUAUCCAAAAUCCCUCAUAAAUAUUAAAAUGAAAACAUUUCCUUCUAUUAUGGAUCUCUACAGUAAUUGACAUCCAAAUUUGAAGCAAAGCAAACUCAAUCUUAUGCUGUGAUUAUAAAACCUAAGCGAUAAACUUAUGCUGUGUAGAAUUCAAUAGAACCAACCGAAAUCAUAACAUUCAUUGAUGAUGUGCUUGGAGGAGGAAGGACAUUUAAGAAAAUGCACUCUACUUUUAGAAAAGAAGAGCUGUGA